AUGUCACAUUUAGAUCAACAAUCAACUGGCUCGUUUGACCCAGACUCAUAUAAGCGUGCAAAUACUAUCAAUCAAGAACCAACAGUCAAGCCGGAAAUGGUUGUGAAAAACUUUGCCAAGACCUAUGAGACUCCCAGGCCCGGUGGCUAUCAGAGCUUUAUUGCUAACUUGGGCUCAAUUUUCGGCUCGUGCGGUAUGUUUUGUUUUCUUUGUGAAAACCCAUACAAGGAGGUUGACCAAGGUGAAGUUGGUCUAGUGCAAACUUUUGGUAGGUUGUCGAGAACUGUUGAGCCCGGCUUGAGCUAUGUUAAUACCUGGUCUGAGAAGUUGACUAGAGUCAGCGUCAAGAUCAACAUCCGCGAGAUCCCGGCUCAGAAAUGUUUGACCAGAGACAAUGUUAGUGUUGUGGUGACCUCGGUGGUUUAUUAUAACAUUAUCGAUCCAAUGAAGGCAGUUUUUUCGAUCCUGAACAUCCAUGACGCCAUCAUUGAAAGAACUCAAACUACGUUGAGAGAUGUUAUUGGUGGCAGGAUUUUGCAGGAUGUCGUUGAAAAAAGAGAAGAAAUUGCCGAGUCAAUCGAACACAUUAUUGCCAAGACUGCCUUUGAUUGGGGGGUCAAUAUCGAAUCGAUCUUGAUCAAAGACUUGACUUUGCCGGACAAAGUCCAAGCGUCAUUGUCGAUGGCAGCAGAAGCAAAACGUAUUGGUGAAGGUAAAAUCAUCAAUGCCAAAGCCGAAGUUGAAAGUGCCAAGUUGAUGAGAAAAGCUGCCGAUAUUUUGGCUUCGAAACCAGCCAUGCAAAUCAGAUAUUUGGACGCUUUGCAAAACAUGGCUAAAUCCCCAGGAACCAGGGUCAUAUUUAUGCCUUCGGCUCAGGAAGUCGAAAGAAUGGCCACUGCUAACAUAGGCGACACUUAUCUCGAUAAGGGCAAAGGCAAACCACAAGAUUUUGAAGAAGAUGCUGAAUGGGCCGCCGAGGAACGCAGAUACACUCCCCAGCAUGUUGGUAUAAACAACAACAAGCACAUUGCUGAUACUGUGGCUUUGCAGGAAGCCUUGCAACACUAG
Lodderomyces beijingensis is the source of this 1068-nucleotide messenger RNA. NCBI's taxonomy places the organism in Eukaryota, Fungi, Ascomycota, Pichiomycetes, Serinales, Debaryomycetaceae. The record is from the annotation of a GenBank genome assembly.